This is a messenger RNA of Paramecium tetraurelia, 138 nucleotides long. RefSeq lists its product as uncharacterized. The record is from RefSeq and is a predicted model, not a curated record. Lineage: Eukaryota; Ciliophora; Oligohymenophorea; Peniculida; Parameciidae. The transcript has 4 exons.
AUGUUCAAUUUUUGUUAAAGCAAUUUACCCUACAAUCAGAUCAACAUACAUGUAAGAGAUAUGAUAGAUGGCACUGUGUUGUUUGCAACUACUCUGCUACAUGUGUUAAGGUGUUAUGUUACUUAGUUACAAAGAUGA